Mucor velutinosus is the source of this 1473-nucleotide messenger RNA. RefSeq lists its product as uncharacterized. Gene Ontology annotation, biological process: biosynthetic process. The transcript has 2 exons. NCBI's taxonomy places the organism in Eukaryota, Fungi, Mucoromycota, Mucoromycetes, Mucorales, Mucoraceae. Bases 1 to 1473 code for a protein of 490 amino acids. The record is from RefSeq and is a predicted model, not a curated record. Gene Ontology annotation, molecular function: pyridoxal phosphate binding; L-alanine:2-oxoglutarate transaminase activity.
AUGACUAUUUCAAUUCAAUCCAAAGUCUUGACUACAGACAACAUGAAUCCACUCAUCAAGAAUGUGGAAUACGCUGUUCGUGGCCGCUUGGCUAUCAGAGCAGAGGAAAUCCGCACUGACAUUGAACAAGGCGUCAAGUAUCCCUUUGAUGAGGUUGUCAACUGCAACAUUGGUAAUCCUCAACAACUCAAUCAAGCUCCAAUUACAUUCUUCCGUCAAGUUGCCUCUCUGUGUGAUAAUCCUGAUUUAUUGAAAAAGGAGCAUCGCAAUCUGGUAUCUCAACUCUACCCCACGGACGCUCUUGAGCGUGCUGAGACUCUGCUGCACUCCAUUGGUAGUGUGGGUGCCUAUUCUCAUUCUCAAGGUGUCCCUCAUAUCCGCAAUACAGUUGCACAGUUCCUCAAGGAACGUGAUGGCUAUUCAGCAGAUCCUAAUCACAUUUACCUCACUCAAGGUGCCUCAGCUGGUGUGCAAACUCUCUUGAGCAUGCUGACUGAAAAUGAACACUCUGGUAUCAUGAUCCCCAUUCCUCAGUACCCUCUCUACUCUGCUUCAUUGUCUCUGUACGGCGCAACUCCUGUGCAUUACUAUCUCGACGAGUCUACUGGAUGGAGCCUGGAUAUCGAGCAGCUGACACAGGUAGUGGCCCAAGCCCGCAAGCAAGGUACAGAUGUGCGUGCAUUAGUCAUUAUCAAUCCUGGCAACCCCACUGGCCAAUGUCUGGAAGCAAGCAACUUGCAAGAGAUCAUUUCGUUCUGUUACAAGGAGAGAUUGGUGCUAUUGGCCGACGAAGUCUAUCAAACAAAUAUUUAUGAACCCGAGAAGCGUCCUUUUAUCAGUUUCAAGAAGGCAUUGAUGGAUCAUCCUGAUGCAGAGGUGAGAGAGGGUUUGGAGUUGGUGUCAUUCCACUCUAUCUCCAAGGGUAUGAUUGGUGAGUGCGGUCGUCGUGGUGGCUACUUUGAGUGCGUCAACUUGGAUCAGGGUAUCCUGGAUCAAAUCUACAAGAUGGCUUCUGUUUCAUUGUGCCCCAACCUGCAUGGCCAAAUCUUGGUGGAUUUGAUGUGUAACCCCCCGCGUUUUGGAGAGCCUUCUUAUGAGUCAUAUACGGCAGAAAUUAAAACCAUUUACGAUUCAUUGCGCCGUCGAUCCAAAAAGCUGCAAGAUUGUUUCAACAACCUGGAAGGCGUGAGUUGCCAACCUGCCCAAGGCGCCAUGUAUCUAUUCCCUCAGAUCACUCUUUCCAACAAGGUGAUUGAAGAAGCCAAGAAGGCCAACAUUGCUCCUGACGCCUACUACUCUCAUGCCAUGUUGGAAGCCACUGGUGUUUGCGUGGUUCCUGGUUCCGGUUUCGGGCAAAAGGAUAAUACCUGGCAUUUCAGAUCCACCUUUUUACCAGAGGAACAUUUGUUUGACAAGUUUUGCUCAGAUCUUGAAAAGUUCCACCAUCAAUUCCUCAAAGACCAUAGAGACUAA